GAUACAGAGUAGUAGGUUAGAUGUGAAUUUUAGCCUUGUUAGUUAAGGUCCCGUCUCAGAAUCCUUUAACUGCUAAGCCAGAAAGAAAAUAAACAGCUGCAAAAGUGGACGAGUAGCGACACUGCUUCUGGUUUACCAGGGAAGUCAGUGUUCUCCCCAACUUUUGCAAUGGAAGCAGAGUUGGAUCCCGAGCAACAGCAGAUGAUGGGAGGAGGUUUUCCCCAAACAAUGGAAAUUGAUCCCAGAAGGGCUCGAUUUCCAACCUCCAUUGUGUGGUCACCACUUCCUGUGAUCUCAUGGUUCAUUCCUUUCAUUGGUCACAUUGGCAUCUGCAGAGAGGAUGGAGUGAUAUUGGAUUUUGCGGGGCCUAAUUUUGUGUGUGUGGACAAUUUUGCAUUUGGAUCUCCCACUCGAUAUCUUCAAAUAACCAAAGAAAAGCAAUGUUGCAUCCCUUUGGGUCAGUCUGCAUACAAUGGUGAGGAAUGCUACAUGCAGGAUGAAACCGGAGUAGGUUUGAGGACUUGGGAUGCUGCACUACGAAAGAGCACUCAAGAAUUCCAACAUCGAUCUUACAAUCUCUUUACGUGCAACUGCCACUCGUUUGUUGCCAAUAAUUUGAACAGGUUGGGCUUCCAGUCUGGUGGAUGGAAUGUGGUGAACCUUGCAAUUUUCAUUUUAUUGAAUGGACGUUGGGUCAGCAAAGUAUCUAUGCUGCGAUCUAUCAUACCAUUUGUGGUUGUAUUUUUUCUUGGAGUCACAUUUGGGGGCUUCACCUUCCUAAAAUUUUGGUUCCUCUUCACUUCCGUUCUUAUUGGUUGGUUCCUUCUUGGUACCUACUGUUUCAAAGACAUGAUUCAGUUGUAGUAUAUGUUUCUCUUACUGGUACUUGUUCUACUUUGUAUAAAACUGUAAUACAUUCCAAGUUUAUGAAACAUUACAAUAUACUUUGUAUUUCGAUGAUAACGUUGCUUCUAUAGGACUUCUUAGUUCUUAUACAUGAGGUAUCAAUUUGUUAGAUAAUGGGGCAUGUAGCACCUUCAUGUCCCGUUUCUUAUUGACGCCCAGACUGUCUGUGU
Molecule: messenger RNA, 1076 nt
Organism: Gastrolobium bilobum
Lineage: Eukaryota; Viridiplantae; Streptophyta; Magnoliopsida; Fabales; Fabaceae
Product: protein RTE1-HOMOLOG
Exons: 3
Coding region: 169-864 (231 amino acids)
Biological process (GO): regulation of ethylene-activated signaling pathway; response to ethylene
Cellular component (GO): Golgi apparatus; endoplasmic reticulum
Source: RefSeq, a predicted model, not a curated record